GACCUCACGCUGACGAAGGACGUCAUCACGGUGGAGGCCAUCUCGCACGGGGGGCAGACCCGCAGCAUCACGGAGGUCUACGAGUGGAGCGUCGCGAAGAAGAAGACGAACAAGCAGCCCCCGGUCGUACCGCCCCCCGAGCCCGAUGGCAACGAGUUCGAGAUGGCCGUACCAGACUGGGCGUCGGGCGGCACGGCGUGGUUCAGCCUGGACGGCAGCUGGGACAGGUCUUGCUUGGUGCGCGACGAGCCCAUGGUGCUGCACGGCGCCUCCUCCCUGGAGUCGUGCAGGGCCGUCUGCGAGAGCAUGCCGGCAUGCGGGGGCAUGGAGUGCUGCCCCCCCCGCCGCGCGCCGCGUUGCGCCGCGCCGGCCGCGCCCUCUGGGCUUCUCUUUCCUGUCUCCUCGUGUUCGCCC
Messenger RNA from Prorocentrum cordatum, 414 nucleotides. The record is from the annotation of a GenBank genome assembly. NCBI's taxonomy places the organism in Eukaryota, Dinophyceae, Prorocentrales, Prorocentraceae.